Podarcis lilfordi (Lilford's wall lizard) is the source of this 1677-nucleotide messenger RNA. NCBI's taxonomy places the organism in Eukaryota, Metazoa, Chordata, Lepidosauria, Squamata, Lacertidae. The record is from the annotation of a GenBank genome assembly.
AUGUACCAGACCAAGCAGCCCUGCCUGCCCCCUCCGAUCUGUGCAACGAAAUCCACAGGCGCCUGCGCCCCUCCGUGCGUGAAGACAUGUGCAGUUCCAUGCCCAAACUCGUGCACUGCUAAAUGCAUAGAGGCAUGUGCCGUUGGGUGCAAUCCUGGCUUUGUGCACAACUCAGAAGCCUCAUGUGCAGCCCCGACGUCGCCUGAAUGCACGGAUUCAUGUGCCCCUCCAUGCGCUGCUUCUUCUGAAGCACCAUGCUCAAGCCCUCCUUGCACAGAUGUCGCCCAAUGUGAGGAUGCAAGUGGGGGCCCAAGCCCUUCCAUCUUUGAGGCCCCAAUCCCAGUUCUCUGCUUGGAUCAACGCGCCACAACCGGCGAGCCUCCCAUCAGCAGUGGCGGUAAAACUCCGCCCGCGCUCCCUUGCAUUUCUCCACACGCCUGUUUUGCUACCUGCGUUGAUCCAUGGGCUGCAAGUCCUGACUGCGCAACUGCAUGCAGCACGAAAUGUGCCACGAAAUGCUGCGAUGCGUGUGAUGCCUCGAAAGGUGCUGCCGCCAUCACAUGCGCCACAAAAUGUGCCACGUCAGUCCCGUGUGCCACAGAAUCCACCAUCAUAACCCCCUGCACCACAAAAUGCUGUGAUGGGUGUGAUGCCACCAUCACAUGCGCCACAAAAUGUGCCACAUCUGUCCCAUGCGCGACAGAAUCCACCAUCAUAACCCCCUGCACCACAAAAUGCUGUGAUGGGUGUGAUGCCACCAUCACAUGCGCCACAAAAUGUGCCACAUCUGUCCCAUGCGCCACAGAAUCCACCACCAUAACCCCCUGCACCACGACAUGCUGCGAGGGUUGCGGUGCUUUGAAAGGUGCUGCCUCCGUCAAAUCUGCCACGAAUUAUGCCACGUUGGUCCCGUGUGCCACGGAAUCCACCAGCUGGUACCCCUGUGCCAUAAGAUGCUGUGAUUGCUCCGAGGCUUUGAAAGCCGCUGCCAGCAAAAAAUGUGCCACGAAAUGUGCCACCUCGGUCCCGUGUGCCACGAAAUCCAGCAGCACGGCCCCUUGUGCCACAAAAUGCUGUGAUUGCUGUGGUGCUUUGAAAGGCGCUGCCACCGUCACAUCUGCCACAGAAUGUGACACGCCAUGUGCCACGAAAUCCACCAGCACCAUCCCCUGUGCCGUAAAAUGCUAUGCUUGCUGUGCCGCUUUGAAAGCCGCUGCCUCCAACGAAUGUGCCACAAAAUGUGCCACGUCGGUCCCAUGUGCCACGGGAUCUACCAGCACAACCUCUUGUGUCGCAAAAUGCUAUGCUGCUUUGAAAGCCGCUGACGCCAUGAAAUGUGCCACAAAAUGUGCCGCGUCGGUCCCAUGUGCCACGGGAUCCACCAGCGCAACCCCUUGUGCCACAAAAUGCUGCGAUUGCUGCAGUGCUUGGAAAGGCGCCGCCUCGGUCCCGUGUGCCACAAAAUGUGCCAUGUCAGUCCCGUGUGCAACAUCUGCUGGCACAACCCACUGCGCUGCAAAAGGCUGUGAAUAUUGUGGCACCUGUGUCCCCCAAGUGAUACACACCUGGGCCAUGAGAUGUGGGAUUCCAUGCUCCAAUGCAUGUGCCUGUGGCUCAACCAAAGGUGGGGUUUCAUGUUCCACAUCGUGCCCCUGUGAGGGAUCCUGCAAGAAGUAA